UUUCCCUCCUCAGCACAGAUGAGAGACUCCGCAAUAUAAAACCUGCAGGGGCUUGGACAGAAGGCACCGCUCCAAAUCACAUAUUUUCACCUCACAGCAAGUGGGAAGAAAGGGAAAUCAGAUACAUGUGAUCAAAUCACCGGCGGGACGGGGAUAGAGAUUAAAGGUUAUAAGGAUCGCGUUGAAAUGAACGAAGGAAGGACUCUCCAUUGCUUCCAUCGCUAGAGCCCAUUCUAGAACGGCGUGUGUGCGUGCAGUAAAGAAUAUUGGAUGCUGAGCUGAGUCGCGCGCGGCGGUGACACUGAUUAUAUCAACAAAACGAGGAACGCAGAAUAAUUGCACUGUUUUAGAAGGCUGCAUCGGGAACAAAUUAAAUAAAUAGCAGCCUAUGUGAAAGAUACAAUCAACAACAAUGGAGUUUGAGGCUUGAGCUUGCUGCAUUUGCUAAGGUCUUGCUUCCUCGCUGGCCCUGACUUAUCAACAGUCCCGGGGUUGUUCCUGUUCCCCUGACCACAACUCCCCAUGGCCUGUAUCACAGAGUCCCGCGCCCCGUCCCCCUCUCUUUCCGGGUUCAACACCCCCCUCUCAGAACACACCCCUACCUUCCGGGGCCGGCUGGACGAGACCCCCGCCUGCACCCCUGAGAUGGAUCUGACCCCCACCCAGUGUGUCCUGCGGAACGUACUAUCUAUAGACACCGGGGGUGCCCCGGAACCCGAGGGUGGGGGAGGAGGAGGCCAUAAUGGGGAACACACCUGCGGACACACCUGCGGGGGCCACAGCCCCACGCCUAGCGAGGAGCAGCAGGAGCACUUUGCCAACAGUGUGCUGAAGCUCCAUGAGAACGGGGAGGGAGGGGGUAGGACGGAGGGAGAGGGUCAGGACGCGGAGGGAGGAGCGGUGCGGAGCCAGGCUGAGGAUGUGAGGCUGCUGUCGGGAGGAAGUGGAGGGUUUCUGGAGGGACUGUUUGGGUGUCUGAAGCCGGUCUGGACCAUGAUUGGCAAGGCCUACUCUACCGAACACAAACACAACCUGGAAGAGCUCUGGGAGGUGCCGUUUGAAGACAUCUCUGAGCUGCAGUGGGUAGGGAGCGGGGCCCAGGGGGCAGUCUUCCUGGGGAAACUCCACGGACAGGAAGUAGCUGUGAAGAAGGUCCGAGACAUUAAGGAGACAGACAUCAGACAUCUGAGAAAACUCAAACACCCCAACAUCAUCACCUUCAAGGGUAUCUGCACCCAGGCCCCGUGCUACUGUAUCCUGAUGGAGUACUGUGCCCAGGGCCAGCUGUACGAGGUGCUGAGGACAGGUAGGAAGAUCACCCCCUCCCUGCUCAUCGACUGGGCCAUGGGCAUGGCUGGGGGCAUGAACUACCUCCACCUCCACAAGAUCAUCCACAGAGACCUCAAGUCGCCCAAUAUGUUGAUCACCUACGAUGACGCGGUGAAGAUCUCUGACUUCGGGACGUCUAAGGAGAUGAGUGAUAAGAGCACCAAGAUGUCCUUCGCCGGUACGGUGGCCUGGAUGGCCCCGGAGGUCAUCAGGAACGAACCUGUCUCAGAGAAGGUCGACAUCUGGUCGUUUGGUGUGGUGCUGUGGGAGAUGUUGACCGGAGAGGUGCCAUAUAAAGACGUGGACUCUUCGGCCAUCAUCUGGGGGGUGGGAAACAACAGCCUGAACCUACCUGUCCCAGAGAGCUGCCCAGACGGCUUCAAAAUACUGCUGAGACAGUGCUGGAGCAGUAAGCCCAGGAACAGACCUUCAUUCAGACAGAUCCUACUGCACCUGGAUAUCGCCUCAGCGGACCUGCUGUCUACCCCACAGGAGACCUACUUCAAAUCUCAGGCAGAGUGGCGUGAGGAGGUGAAGCAACACUUUGAGAAGAUCAAGUCAGAGGGGACGUGUAUACACAGACUGGACGAGGAGAUGAUCAUACGACGCAAAGAGGAGCUCAGACACGCCCUGGACAUCCGUGAGCACUACGAGAGGAAGCUGGAGAGAGCCAACAACCUCUACAUGGAGCUCAACGCUGUCAUGCUGCAGCUGGAACUCAAGGAGAAAGAGCUACUCAAGAGGGAGCAGUCACUGGAUAAGAAGUACCCAGGAUGCAUCAAACACCACAGCUCCAGACAAGAACGCUCGUCCAACUCCAUGGAGAAGCUCAUCAAGAAACGCAACGUACCUCAGAAACUUCCCUCGCACAGCAAGAGUAGACCAGACCUAUUGAAGUCAGAGGUGAUCCUUCCCAAGCUGGACUCCUCCAUGACCCAGGUGACCAUCCCCUCCUGCCCCCAGAAGGGCUCCACGUCCCCGGGGAGGUCGCGUCGGGCCAAGCCCCGCUACCGGAAGGCAGGGAAGGGCAGCAGUGGAGACCUGGCUGGGCUGAAGGCUGCGUUAUCGUCCACACUGGGUCUGGCUAAUACUACAUCUCUGACCAACACCACCUCCACACCCAGCAGCAAGCAGCACCUGGACCCCAGCGCAGCUCUGAGAGGUCUCCAGCAUGACCUGCUGCUGAAGAAGAUGUCCUCGUCCAGCCCAGACCUCAUCUCUACCACCAUGGAGGCAGAGGACCGCCGCAGGGGACUGGAGAGACCUGGUCUGGAGAGAGGGGGCAGCCAGAGCGCCUCGGCAGGCCUGGGAGGAGGUGGAGGAGGAGGUGAUGGAGGAGGAAGAGAAGGAGGAGGGACGGAGGAUGGAGGGGUGGGGACAGAUGACCAAACAGAGACCCCACCGCGUAGCAACACCCCCAGCGAGGACGCGGUCUCCAUCCCGUUCUCCAGCAGCCCAGACUCCCCCUGUGGGAGGGGGGCAGCGGCAGGGAGGGGAUCGGUGCUGGGAGGCCCAGGAAGGUUACUUCAGGACGGGGAGGACAAGGAGGAGGGCACAGGGAUCAUCAGGUCACCCAGGAGCCAACACCUCACACCUGCAGCACUGCUCUACCGGAAACAAGUCACACGCAAACAGAGACGUGGUGUGUCCUCCGAGGAGGAGGAGGGAGAGGUGGACAGUGAGGUGGAGUUACCACGGAGACGUCGACCGUUGAGCAUCACCAAGUGCCAGUCCCUGUCCACCUUCAGCUCUGAGAACCUGUCUGCCGUGUCCGUGUCGGACGGAGAGGAGGGCAACACCAGCGACCACUCCCACAGCGGCACGCCGGAUGUGGUCAGUACCAACACGGACGAGCGGCUGGACGACAAGAGCGACGACCUUCUGUCCCAGGGGUCGGAGAUCCCCGCCGACCCCGCCCUCGACCCCGCCGACGGUUUAUCAGAGAAGGAGGCCGCCAUCCGCCAGGUCAAGACCCAGCUCAACACGGGGCAGAACUGUGAGGGCCUGUAUGAUGACUCUGACUGCGACAGUGUAGAGCUGGACCACUCAGGCUACACAGAGCCCCAGCACCAUAGGCCCCCAAGCACCAACUGGUGAGGAGACCAGCCCCACUCCCCAGCCCCACUCCCCAGCCCCAUUCCC
Molecule: messenger RNA, 3471 nt
Organism: Coregonus clupeaformis (lake whitefish)
Lineage: Eukaryota; Metazoa; Chordata; Actinopteri; Salmoniformes; Salmonidae
Product: mitogen-activated protein kinase kinase kinase 12-like
Exons: 16
Coding region: 523-3426 (967 amino acids)
Biological process (GO): JNK cascade; protein autophosphorylation
Molecular function (GO): JUN kinase kinase kinase activity; ATP binding
Source: RefSeq, a predicted model, not a curated record